This is a messenger RNA of Schistocerca americana (American grasshopper), 2613 nucleotides long. RefSeq names its product ecdysone 20-monooxygenase (gene shd). Gene Ontology annotation, molecular function: oxidoreductase activity, acting on paired donors, with incorporation or reduction of molecular oxygen; iron ion binding; monooxygenase activity. Bases 47 to 1651 code for a protein of 534 amino acids. The transcript has 11 exons. Lineage: Eukaryota; Metazoa; Arthropoda; Insecta; Orthoptera; Acrididae. The record is from RefSeq and is a predicted model, not a curated record.
CGCACGUGCUAGCAGCAUCUUGCAUCUGCCACGGCCGCAGAGGAGGAUGCUGGGGGCGCUGUCUGCUGUGGUGAGCGCGGGCUCGGAGGCCCUGGAGCGGCUGGCGUUUCUGCUGGCGGCGCUUUUCCUCGCCGUCGAGUUCCUGCCCGCCGCCUUCAAGAGCCUCGUGCAUAGGGCAAAGCCCUUCCCGCGCGUCCUACAAGAAGUUCCACGACGCCGCACAGUGAAAGAUAUUCCUGGACCGUGGCCGUCGUUGCCAGUACUGGGCACAAGCUGGAUCACCACAAAAUUUGGGCCUUAUUCCAUGUCGCAGCUGCAUACAGCCUACCAAGACAUGUUCGAGAGAUACGGAGACAUAGUGCGGGAGGAGGCUGUGUGGAAGCACCCCGUGGUGAGCCUGAGGAGCGGCGCGGACAUCGAGAAGGUGCUGCGCUCGCAGAGCCGCGCGCCGCUGCGCCCGCCCACGGAGAUCGUCAGCACGUACCGCCGCUCCAGGCCCGACCGCUACGCUUCUGUGGGAAUCGUCAACGAGCAGGGUGAAAAGUGGCAGCACUUGCGGCGCGUGUUGACGCCGGGCAUCACGAGUGGGAGAGUGAUCGGACGCUUCUUGCCGGAGCUGGACGCCGUCACUGACGAGUUCCUCUCGCUGCUGAGGGAUCGGCGGGACCCCCACGGCACCGUCGCCGCCUUCGACGAGCUCGCCAUGCGUAUGGGCCUCGAGAGUGCGUGUACGCUGGUGCUGGGAAAACGCAUGGGUUUCUUGGAGGCCACGGUGGACGGAGUAGCAAAGCAACUUGCAGAUGCAGUCAAUGGACAUUUCCGUGCCUCGAGGGAUACGUUCUUUGGCCUGCCAUUCUGGAAGAUACUGCCAACGCGAGCCUAUUCGCUGUUUGUGGAGUGCGAAGAGCACUACUACGACGUGAUCUCUGGGCUGGUGGAGGCGGCACUGCGCGAGGAAGAGAGCACGUGCGAGGUGGAGCCGGUGCGCAGCGUCUUCAUGUCCAUCCUGCACGCGCCGGACCUCGACCUGCGCGACAAGAAGGCCGCCGUCAUCGACUUCAUAGCCGCCGGAAUCACCACGCUUGGGAGCUCACUCACGUUUCUGUUGUAUAACUUGGCAAAGAAUCCAUCUGUACAGAGUCGUUUGCAUGAAGAAAUCUCUGUCCUAGUGCCUCAUGGCGCUCCAGUGACCAGUGAAAACCUUCGAAAUGCAAAGUACUUGCGUGCAGUCAUAUCAGAAUCUUUCAGAGUGCUGCCUGCUGCUAUAUGUCUUGCCCGUAUACUGGAAAAUGAACUGGAACUUAGUGGCUACUCCCUACCAGCUGGGUGUGUUGUCCUAUGUCACACAUGGCUGGCAAGCCUUGAAGAGAAAAAUUUCACUAAAGCUAAGGGAUUCCAUCCUGAAAGGUGGAUUCCUGAAGAGCGAGAAAAACUGUGUUUCACAAACCACAGUCCUGAACUCCUCAUACCAUUUGGUUCUGGCACUAGAAUAUGUCCUGGGAAAAGGUUUACAGAAAUGGUUCUUGAAGUGUUCCUUGCAAAGGUUGCAAGAGAUUUUCACCUUACAUUUAAAGGUGAAUUGAAUCUAAAGUUUGAAUUCCUUUUGAAUCCAUCAGGACCUGUCGACUUUGUGUUCCAAGAAAGACAAUAAAAAAGGAAACAUUUAUGUGAUGUGUAAAACAGCAAAAGUACCCAACCGGAUGCUGUAAUAUCAAUUUUUGUUUGACAGAUGCAUGCACUACACUGGAACAUUAGUUGUAUGUAAGAGAACUAAGUUUCACUACCAAGGAUGUUGCAGAGAUAAAUUUAUUUGCCAAAGAAAACAUAGAACAAAACUGAUUAGUUAUAAAUAAUAUAAUAAUGUAACUGAAUAAGCUAUAAUGUGAUGUAUCACUCAGAAAGUGUAAGAGUAUUGACAAUAAUAUUAAGGAUGGUAGAGAAAAGAAAAUAAACACCUCAAAGAGAUAGUGCAAUGGUAUAGAACAUGGAAUUAAUUAUGUGGGCAACACACUGUUGUAAAUGAAGAAAACUGUCAGUCUAAGAAUGGAAAGAGGAAAGCUAUACUAGGGCUAAGGAAAUAAAACACAGGUUAAAAUGCUGAGUAAAAAUUUCAAAAAUAUAAAUGCUUUUGAAGAUUGUUGGGAAUGAUAACAUGUUUUAAAAACUUGAAAAUCCAUCCAAAAUUCUAUUUCCAGAUAAUUUAAUACUACUUAAUGUUUAUUUGAAUAGCGUUGGUGAUUUUCUAUAUAAGAGGUAGGCCUAAUCAUUAUUGACAAGUAUGUGAAGUACCUACAGAUAGUGACUAGAGUAAUUAAUCAUUUGUUACAUAAACUUAGAAAAUUUUAUGUAUUGAUAAUAAAAAGUUAUUUGUUUUACAUAUUUUAAAGUGACAUACCAAGAAGUGGAAGUGGAAUGUACAUCCUUCUUCAGUUUUUGGUUAUACAGGUCUUCACACCCACUGUGAAUAUGGCUCAUUUCCCACUUGUAGCUAUUAAUGUGACACUCUUGUGAAUUAUAUUGUAUAAGCAACAAGUACCUGAAUAAUACAGACUUUGUAAAGUUUGUCAUACUUUGCAAUUUGUGCCAUUUAUGUAUUAAUGAACAGUAUGUACU